GUGAAGACUAAACCGUUAACAUGACUCCUGUACUACACCUAGAAGAAGAACUAGAAAGCCUCAGAGCAGUGACAGUAGUCGAUGAUUCGAACUUGGACGAGAAGCCAAAUUUGAAAGGAGAUUGGUUGAAUUUUUUCCUAUUGUUGUUGCUGUACACGAUGCAAGGCAUACCAUUUGGCUUAACAUUGGCAAUGCCGAUAAUUUUGCAAAGCAACAAAAAUGUAUCUUACAAAGAUCAAGCUAUGUUCAGUUUAGUUGCAUGGCCGGACAGCUUAAAAUUGAUAUGGGCCCCUUUGGUAGACGCGGUAUACGUACAAAAGAUAGGAAGACGAAAAUCUUGGCUUAUACCAGUUCAAUAUUUAAUGGGAGCAUGCUUCAUUUAUAUGGCUGGAAAUAUUGAUGAAUGGUUGCCAGAGACGCGAAAGCCAGAUAUACUGAAGUUAGUAUUUGUAUUUUUCAUCAUGAAAGUAUUAGUCAUCACGGAAGAUAUAGUCGUCGACAGCUGGGCACUGACAAUGCUCAAAAAGAAUAACGUAGGCUAUGCAUCUACAUGCAAUGCAACCGGUCAAGUGAUGGGCAUGAUGAUAAGUUAUAUAUUUUCCGUCUUGUUGACUUCAGAAGACUUUAGCAACAAUUACUUACGUAUUGAACCAGGCGUAGGAGGAGUAUUCACUAUGAAAUGUUUAUGCUAUGCUUGGGGUAUUCUAUUUAUUUUAAUAACUACAUUGAUUGCAAUGUUUAAAAAAGAAAAAGAUCACAGACUAGAGGACGAUCACAUAAAGCUCAACAUUGUUCAAAACUAUUCACUAAUUUGGGGCAUUUUAAAACUACCUGGUAUUCAGUCAUUGGCAUUAACAUUGCUGACAGCUAAGAUCGGAUUUGCUGCAACUGAUAGUCUAGCGCUUUUAAAACUCAUUGAUGCGGGAGUACCAAAAGACAACAUUAUGGUUAUACAGACAGCAAUGUUUGUUGUAAAAAUGAUUUUGCCACUAGUUGUAGCAAAAUAUACUUCUGGGCCAAAACCGAUGAACAUAUACCUAACAGCAACUCCUUUCAGAUUACUUUUGAAUAUUUCAUUUGCGGUAUUUAUUUAUUACACUCCGACUUUGAUAACAAUGAAUGGGUUCGUCCAUAUUCCAAUAUAUUACUAUGCUCUAUUAGUAUGUAUAUUAUCAGUACAUGAUAUGAUAGAUAACAUUAUGAGAGUAGCUACAAUAGCUUUUUUCUCUCGAAUAAGUGACUCACGUUUUGGUGGUACUUACAUGUCAUUAUUGGGUACACUUUCAAGCUUGGGAGCAGCAUGGUCAUCUUCAGUCGCUAUUGGAAUUGUGGAUUUCUUAUCGUUUAAAGAAUGUUCUUUAGACCAAAAAAAUGAUUGCUCUACAUUAAAUCUGAAAGACAUGUGUGAAACAAAUGAAAAGGAUUGUGUUGUUAUAGUGAAUGGUUUUUAUGUAGAAACAGCUGCGUGUACCAUAAUCGGAAUCAUUUGGUUUUAUAUUUUUCGAAAUAUUCUUAGAAAUGUUCAAACUAAAGGCCGUUCUUAUUGGUUGGUCAAUAUAAAGAGACCAAGAACAUGAAAGAAACCUGAACGAACACAGAACCGUGUUUCUACACAUAGCUUCCAAAGAUAAAUAAAAUCAUAAUAAUAUUCGAUCUUAAAAAAAGAAUCGGAUUUUAUACUACCUAUUUUACCUUCUACAUGUCUAUGCGAAAUUCUAAACAAGAUCUAUAUUAAAAUCAGGUUAGGUGAGGAAUAAACAUAAUACUAUAUAACCUAUAUGCUAUGCUUCGUAGGCGGAUGCAAUUCGCAAAUUGGAACAGCCGUUGUCGGUCUUAUCAUUUAUUAGUUAUUCAUUACCAAGUAUUUAUUCUGUUGUUUUUUAUUUAUAUGA
Messenger RNA from Myzus persicae (green peach aphid), 1892 nucleotides. Its product is annotated as acetyl-coenzyme A transporter 1-like. The record is from RefSeq and is a predicted model, not a curated record. Lineage: Eukaryota; Metazoa; Arthropoda; Insecta; Hemiptera; Aphididae. Gene Ontology annotation, molecular function: acetyl-CoA transmembrane transporter activity. Gene Ontology annotation, cellular component: membrane. The transcript has 9 exons. Bases 21 to 1577 code for a protein of 518 amino acids.